AGGCAGGCAGCUGGGCUGGCAGCUCCUCUGGCUCCACAAGACCAAGAGAAAGCCUCCUGGAUGUGGCAGGAGAAAAAGAUGGAGGAGAAGACGAACCUGAGAAAACGCAGGGAGGAUGAGGGCUCCAUCCAGAGCACGGAACCCAAGGUCACCGAUCUCCAGAAAGAGCUGGGCCUGUUCAGCGGCAUCUGCAUCAUUGUGGGCACCAUCAUUGGUUCCGGGAUCUUCAUUUCCCCCAAGUCUGUGCUCAGCAACACAGGAACGGUGGGGCCCUGUCUCAUCAUAUGGGCGGCCUGCGGGGUCCUCGCCACACUGGGAGCUCUGUGCUAUGCAGAGCUUGGCACAAUGAUCACCAAGUCGGGCGGCGAGUACCCGUACCUGAUGGAGGCCUUUGGCCCCAUCCCCGCCUACGUCUUCUCCUGGGCCAGCACGAUGGUCAUAAAGCCCUCAUCAUUCGCCAUCAUCUGCCUCAGCUUUUCUGAGUACGUGUGUGCAGCCUUCUACUCAGGCUGCAAGCCUCCCGAGGUGGUCAUUAAAUGCCUCGCUGCCGCUGCCAUCUUGCUCAUCACCACAGUGAACGCCCUGAGUGCAAAGCUGGGAAGCUACGUCCAGAAUUUCUUCACUGCGGCCAAGAUGGUAAUCGUGGUCAUCAUUGUCAUCAGUGGCCUGGUCCUCCUGGCCCAAGGAAAUACGAAAAAUUUUGAAAAUUCCUUUGUGGGUACACCAGCAUCUGUGGGUGGCAUCAGCCUGGCAUUUUACAAUGGACUCUGGGCAUAUGAUGGAUGGAAUCAACUCAACUACAUCACAGAAGAACUAAGAAACCCUUACAGAAACCUGCCCCUGGCUAUCAUCAUUGGGAUCCCGCUGGUGACCGUGUGCUACAUCCUCAUGAACAUCUCCUACUUCACCGUGAUGACCCCGACGGAACUGCUGCAGUCCCAGGCGGUGGCUGUGACUUUUGGUGACCGCGUUCUCUAUCCAGCCUCUUGGGUCGUCCCACUUUUUGUGGCGUUUUCCACCAUUGGAGCUGCUAACGGGACAUGUUUUACUGGAGGCAGACUCAUUUACGUUGCAGGCCGUGAAGGGCACAUGCCUCAAGUGCUCUCUUACAUCAGUGUCAGGCGCCUCACGCCUGCCCCUGCCAUCAUCUUCUAUGGUGUAAUAUCAACAAUUUAUAUCAUCCCUGGUGACAUAAACACUUUGGUCAAUUAUUUCAGUUUUGCAACGUGGAUAUUUUAUGCAAUGACCAUUAUAGGACUUGUUGUGAUGAGGUUUACACAAAAACAUCAUAAAAGGCCUAUCAAGGUGCCCAUUUUCAUCCCCAUCUUGGUGAUUCUCAUAUCUGUGUUUUUGGUUCUGGCUCCGAUCAUUACUGACCCUGCCUGGGAAUAUCUCUACUGUGUGGUGUUCAUACUGAGCGGACUCAUAUUUUACUUCCUUUUCAUCCACUACAAGUUUGCAUGGGCUCAGAAAAUCUCAAAGCCAGUUACCAUGUACCUACAGAUGCUGAUGGAAGUUGUCCCACCAGAGAAGGCUCCAGAGUAACAAGUGCAUCUCUAAUAGCUC
Molecule: messenger RNA, 1566 nt
Organism: Octodon degus (degu)
Lineage: Eukaryota; Metazoa; Chordata; Mammalia; Rodentia; Octodontidae
Product: b(0,+)-type amino acid transporter 1
Exons: 13
Coding region: 61-1545 (494 amino acids)
Biological process (GO): amino acid transmembrane transport
Cellular component (GO): membrane
Molecular function (GO): L-amino acid transmembrane transporter activity
Source: RefSeq, a predicted model, not a curated record